AUGUCCGGCGAGCGGACCCAAAGUGUCGUCAAGAGAAUAAUCCGCCAAGUCGGCCUGGAGUGCGCUGCCCAGGGACAAAGCCUCUCGGAAACCUUGGUGGCCUUCAUGGUGAAAGCUGUUGUUUUAGAUCCAAGAAAUGACUUCAAUAUGGAUCGAAUCCUUACAGAAAAUGACACGCAGGAUCUUAUCCAGCUCUGUGUUACCAGACUGCUUGACACAACAAACCCAUCCCUAAGCACAAUUAAGAUGCAAGUUUACUUUGAUAUGAACUAUGCAAACCGAGAUGAAUUACUGAGUGAGCAGGAGCGUGUCCUGGAAGGAAAACUGGCUCCUGUGGUUAGAGCUAUAACAGAAGCUGGUCCACGUGUGCAAGAAGACACGGAGAAUGUGUAUCAAAAAAUUGUUACCUAUGUGCUGCUGAGGUCUGGCCUGGGACCCCCAACAGAUAUUGAGGCUGUCAGGGAGGUAACAGCUGCCUUGCAGAGUGUAUUCCCCCAAACAGAGAUGGCAACUUUCAUCUCACUCAGUAAGAAGGACAAAGAACAACAGCUGAAAGAUCUUGCCAUGCUAGUCUCAGGAAUUCGUUUGUACAACAGGCAGUGCCAGAAAGGAGGAAGCAGCAUUGAUGACUUGCCAGACAUCCUGAACGAAGCCAUUCCGUCGGCUACACAGACUCUCGAUGAACGUCUGAAUUCUUGCCAGCUGCUGGCCCACCGCUACACUGCCCUGCUGGAAUCCAUGCAGGAAGACCCUCACAGACACCCCCAGCUUAGUUCUUUGAAAUUAAAAGAAGCAUUAUUCAAUGUGAGACAGUACGAAGCCUUUCUUUGCAUCCUUCAGUCUAAUGCAAUUACAAGUGGUCAAGAAGUUGAAUCGUUGAAUGUUCAGUUUGAAGCAGCAAUGAUGGUAUUGAAAAACACAGUGGAGAAUAAGACUUCCAUAGAGUUCAAAGAAGUUUUUCCUCUGUUUAUGGAACUUUCCAAGCUUUGGACUGGCUUUCAGGAUGAAAUGCUACUGCUAAGCUUCCUCACAAAUAUGGCUAACCAUCUGCAACAAUUCUUGGAAAUCCAAUCACAGCUUUUUCCAGAGGAAAUGCUAACAUCUCUUCUGGAAGGAGUGACUGUGAAAAAUGAUGAGGAAAGGAUAAAAGAAGCCAUGGGAACCAAAGUGAAUGUUUCUGAUUUUAAGAACCAAGAAUGGCUUUUUCCAGAGACUACUGAUUAUUUUGAUCAGUUGCUAAUCCAGUAUCAUGGUUUCUGUGCACAUUCAAUUGGUGUGAAAGGUAUCACCCUACCAGGAAAUCCUGCUAUUGGAAUUUUGAAGCACGAGGAGAAAUAUUAUGUGUUCAGUUCAAAAGAAGCUGCAUACCUCUUUGCUCAAGAUCCAGAUAAAUUCAUUCAAUUGAAUAUAGAAAAAGCAAAAAAAUAUGCAGAGCUAAUUCAACUGCUUGAGCUCCAUCAUCAGUUUGAAUACCUUGUUCCACAUGCACAGGCCAGAAAUGCAAGCAAAGGUUCACUGAAACCCCCUAAACGUGACAGUGGUACUCAAACUGAUACUCAUAUCUUACCUCCAACUAUUGUGAGAUCUUAUGAAUGGAAUGAAUGGGAACUGAGAAGAAAAGCUAUAAAAUUGGCCAACCUGCGGCGCAAGUUAACUCAUGCCAUGCAGACUGAUCUCAGCCACAUGAGAAGAGAGAACUUCACCCAAGUGUACUUGCCAAAAGAUGCUGGCACUCAGACUAAGCGUGACAACUCAAGCAAUGUACCCAAACCCCAGAUUUUCCUGAAAGGCCUCCGAGGAGGACCAUCUCCCACUACUCAUAUGGUCACAGUAGACUUAACAAGACCACUGGAUGAAACCUGA
Messenger RNA from Cinclus cinclus, 1863 nucleotides. It is a transcript of the gene CFAP206, whose product is annotated as cilia and flagella associated protein 206. The record is from RefSeq and is a predicted model, not a curated record. Gene Ontology annotation, cellular component: axoneme; ciliary basal body. The coding region runs from base 1 to 1863 and encodes 620 amino acids. Gene Ontology annotation, biological process: regulation of cilium beat frequency; sperm axoneme assembly; regulation of flagellated sperm motility. The transcript is spliced from 12 exons. NCBI's taxonomy places the organism in Eukaryota, Metazoa, Chordata, Aves, Passeriformes, Cinclidae.